AUGAAAUGGUCAGAAGUCAAACGAUUAAAUCCGUUUAAUUAUAGUGAUAGAUACCGGAAUCAUCAAAAACUUGUUGUGUGUCGAUAUUACAUUGUUUACUUUUUGAACACAAAGAAGCACAUUGAAGACAUUGAACCGAAGAUUAGGCAACUGAUGGUUACAAGUAACUUUGAGCCAGAUGUUGUCUUUAUCGUUGAUGAAAUCAAAUUUCCUGCUCACAAAAGAAUUUUGAAAAUUUCUUGUGAACAAUUUUAUAUCGAACAUGUUGAAAGAAAUGAAAAUUCUUUGAAAAUUAUACUUGACAACGUAAACCCACGAGGAUUUCAGCAGUUUCUACGAUUUUGUCAUUUCGGUGACGUUAAUUUGAAUCCACUUAACAUGAUGCAAACUUACGAUGUUGCACAAACUUACAACAAUUCAACACUUAUUGCUUUUUGUACGGAAUUCAUUUGCAACAAUGUCGAUGAAUCAAAUGUGCUAGAAAUUUUGGAUUGGAUUUUAAGUCAUCAACAACAAAACUAUCAGUUGAUGAGAUUUUGUCGAGGAUUUAUAAUUGAAAAUGUGAUGAAGGUGUUGGAGAUUGAAGAACAAUUUGCAAAGAUAACUAAAAGAUUAUUAAAGAUGAUCUUAAGCCUUGAAGUGCUUAAUUGUUCUGAAAUGUUCCUUUUCCAAAAGACCCUUGAAUGGGCUGAAGAAGAAUGCAAAAGAGUCAAAUUGAAUCCUACACAAGAUAACAAAAAGAUUGUUCUUGAAGAUAUUCUUUAUCUCAUCAGAUUGGAACUGACAGAGAAACUUGAAGUUUUAAAUGAUUUUCCUACAAGCUCAAGAAUGAAUUAUUUUACUAAAAGACGAUUUGAUAAUUUAUACAUCGAAGAUUCAAUUCAAGAAACUAUCGAAGAAGUGCCAGCUACAAAUGAAGACGUCACAUGUCAUGGACUGAGUGUCAUAAUUUCUAAUCCUAAAUUAGAAAGAAAUUCAAAUGAGCAUUUCAUAAUGACAAUUGAUAACUCUCGUGAAAUUUUGAUGAGAAAGGAAUUCAAUGUUCGAGCAUCGGAAUACUUGGCAAUCAAAGAUUUUGUGUUUGAAGAGCCAAUAAUUUUUAAAAAGUUUAUCCGACAUUUUGUUAAAGUGGAAUUUAUCAACUCAAAUCGACAAAGAUAUCUUGGUAAAGAUGACUCGAUGAAUAAUGAAACUGGGAGAAUAUUGCGACUAUACGACUAA
Messenger RNA from Clunio marinus, 1221 nucleotides. The record is from the annotation of a GenBank genome assembly. Lineage: Eukaryota; Metazoa; Arthropoda; Insecta; Diptera; Chironomidae.